Messenger RNA from Boleophthalmus pectinirostris (great blue-spotted mudskipper), 750 nucleotides. Its product is annotated as lipopolysaccharide-induced tumor necrosis factor-alpha factor homolog. The record is from RefSeq and is a predicted model, not a curated record. Gene Ontology annotation, molecular function: zinc ion binding. NCBI's taxonomy places the organism in Eukaryota, Metazoa, Chordata, Actinopteri, Gobiiformes, Gobiidae. The transcript is spliced from 5 exons. The coding region runs from base 83 to 565 and encodes 160 amino acids.
UCAGUGAACAGCAGAGGAGGAAGCAGCAGGCCUCUCCACUCUGACCAACUCUGCAUCAUUCACUCAGGUAUAGGUGACCAUAAUGGAAAAAGGUCAGGAGCCCAUGCCCAUGCCCAUGCCCAUGCCUACUAUGCCCAACCCAUCUGUACCCGGUGAGCCGUACCCACCUGUACCCGCACAGCAGGACAAUACACCUGUCCCUCCACAGUACACAGAGUACAAUGUAGGGAUGUAUGCUCCUCAGCCAGUGAUACAACCUGUUCAACAAGUUAUUUAUCAUUACCAAGCCCAGCCUCAACCUCUAGUUCAACCUGCCAGCGUGGUCAUGGUCCAACCAAAGCCCACAGACUCCCCUGGACGGAUGCAGUGUCCUCACUGCCAAAACAAUGUGGUAACUACAAUAAAAUACAAGAAUGGGCUGCUCACUUGGCUCAUCUGUGGAACAUUGGGUGUCUUUGGAGUCUGGCCCUGCUGUUUGAUCCCAUUCUGUGUGAGUUCCUGUAAAGAUGUGGAGCACAGUUGUCCGGCAUGCCAGGGUGUCAUUCAUCUACACAAACGCAUGUGAGGCAUAGCGGUGGAGACUACAAAAAAACUUCAAUCUGUAAACUCAAAUGUGGCCCUGUUCUACUGUGUGCUGCCCAAAGGAACAGCAUAUAGAACACUGACAUAUAAUACAGCUGUAAAAUAUUUAUAUUUUUUAAAUGACUGUAAAUUAUAGGUGUAGUAUGUAUAAAUUGUUUACAGAAAUGA